Rotaria sp. Silwood1 is the source of this 1674-nucleotide messenger RNA. Lineage: Eukaryota; Metazoa; Rotifera; Eurotatoria; Philodinida; Philodinidae. The record is from the annotation of a GenBank genome assembly.
AUGGUUGGUUUUACAAUGUUUCAACAAGUCGAUGUACGUUUGCAGCAAAUAAUGAGAACAAAGAAACCAUUUGGUGGAAUAUCAGUCAUAGUUUUAGGCGAUUUCAAUCAAUUAAGACCAGUUGGUGAUAAAUACAUAUUCCAGUUUAAUAAUUCAUAUAAUGCUUUAGUAGAUAGUCCAUUAUGGUCAUUAUUUGAAUUGUUUGAAUUAACAGAAAUUAUGAGACAAAAGGAUGAUAAGACUUUUGCCAUUGCAUUAAGUAAUAUAGCUAAAGGAACGAUGACAGAUGAAGAUAUUCAUCUGUUAAAGUCACGAAUUGUUUCAACUGAAAAUUUGGAAACGAUUGAAGAUGCCAUAAGGAUAUUCAGAAGCAAUGCUGAAGUUGAUGCAUACAAUACAAAAGUAUUGGCUAAUCUUAAUACUGAAGGUGCAACUGCCAAUGCAUAUGACUUUUGUAUUGGUGAUGGACUUGCAUCAUUAAAAGAAAAAGUGUUGAACAACGUAAAGAAUCUCAAAACAACUGAAACUUAUGGCUUACCACUUAAAAUCGAUUUGAAAGUGGGCGCUAAGUAUAUGUUGACAGUCAAUUCUGAUACUGAAGAUGGAUUAGUCAAUGGUGCUUGUGGAAAGUUAAUAAUGAUUGAUUACGGAAAACUUCAAAAAACUAAUGAAACAGUACCAUGUAGAAUAUGGAUUAAAUUCAAUGAAGAAAAAACUGGAAGAAAAGCUAGAGCCAAUUUUCACAAUGUAAUGCGUAAUAGAAAUAUUGAUUCUAGUCUUACACCAAUCGAACCAGUAAUACGUCAAAUAAAUACGAAGUCAACAAACUUCAAAGUAGAACGGAAGCAGUUUCCAAUAGUACCUUGUGAAGCUAUGACCAUAUACAAAAGUCAAGGCGGUACUUACGAGAAGGUUGUUGUCAAUUUGAAGAAGGGAAUGACAAGAUCUGAAUUAUAUGUUGCUUGUAGUCGUGCAACAAAAGCAAGUGGUUUAUACUUAAUUGGAGACUUUGUUCCACCAAAACCAUCUGAACGUAAUGAUGCAGUGACGUUGAUGUUCAAAACUAUGAGAUCCGAGCGAAUGCUGAAAUUUUCGCUUGCAUUUCCUGAAGAAUCUGAAGAGAAAAAAUUUUCCAUUAUCUUUCAUAAUGUACAAUCAUUGAAUAAGCAUAUUUCAGAUGUUAAAUUUGGCAAAACAUUUUUGUCUUCUUCCAUGAUAAGUCUUGUUGAAACAUGGACAAAACCAAGUGAUAACUUAGAAAUUGAAGGUUUUAAGGUAGUUCACAGACGUGAUUGUCAUGAUGUACGAAAACCAUUCGGUCAAAUCAUUUAUUUAAAAAAUGAUUUAAAAUUUGAAAAUAUCAGUGAAAGAUAUGAAUAUUCAGGUAAAGAUCAUAUUGAAUAUUCUUCGAUAAAAGUUGAUGAUAUUUGUAUAAUUUCCGUUUAUAAUUCACCGAAUUCAUCAUUCGAUGUCCUAAGACGACAUAUGAAUGAAGUUAUAACUAUUUCAAAAAGAUUUUGUGAUAAUAUAAUUGUCGUUGGUGAUUUUAAUAUAAACUUGAAGAUUAAAAUCAAUAACAAAUUUAUUGAAUAUAUGAAAUCAUUUGGACUUAGUUUGAAUAAUACACUAAAUAAAGAUUCAACUAAUGCAAAAACACAAAUUGACUAUUGUUUC